AGGGUGUGGUCGAGUGCUACACUGUGGCUUUUGUCUACAGUGAAGGUAACCUGAGGUUGCAGGAGGAAGUCCCCACAGUUACUGAGUGACGUCCUGCAGGCUGUAGAGCACCUGCAGCCUGACAGGGAGCUAGAGGCUGAAUGUGGCGUCUGGUGAAAGGUGGAGUCAGAAUGAGAGGGGAAUUGUUAAGGUGAUACCUUUUUGCAAAGCUGCAUGGAACAAGUGUUGGAGAAGAGGAUCGAAGAGGACAUAGACCAGGAGAGCAGGAUGGGGGGCGAGGAGAUGGGUGAUUCAGGGUUCUUGAUGGAAGAGGAGUUAGACCUUGAGUUAGACUCUGGGUUUUGCAUGGAAGUGGACUCGGACCUGAGUUUAGCAGGACAGGUGAGCUUAGACUCAGACGGACACCUAGAGAUAGAGGGGUUGGACUGGUUUGUGAUUACAGGACACACAGAUUCUCUAAGCGAGGGGAGUCCAGGAGGAGAUGAAAGUAGUGAAACCCAGGAGAAGGCUGAGAUUGAGGCAGAUUCAGGGUCGAUGGAGAGCGGAGAGACUAAAGCAGAGAGAGGGGAAGAGAUGGAUGGUCAAACCGAAGAGGUCAAAGAGGAAGAGGGAGUCUUGGAUGUGUGUUUGUGCCCCGUGGAGGAGAGUGGGGGUCAAGUACGCAUCUCUCUGGAGGAGGUGGAAAGAUACUACAGAUUUUCGCGCUGCUGCCACUGGCUGUGUGAUGAGAUCAUGCAGCUGGACAGCAGUCCCCUCCGUGCUGCUGACAUCACCCCUGACCUCAAGAAGCAGUUUGCCUUCCUCUCAGGAGGUAGAGGCGAUAAUGGCAGCCCCAUCAUUGUGUUCCCAGAAUUCCCUGCAUUCGGAGAGAUCACCGAUGGAGAGUUUCACAACGUGCUGACCUAUCUGACGAGUGUGCCCAGUUUGUCUUCAACAGGCGUGGGAUUCAUCCUGGUCAUCGAUCGCCGGCAAGACCGAUGGGCAGCUGUCAAGGGGACCCUGCUUCGCAUCGCAGGCUCUUUCCCAGGGAACCUCCAGCUGGUUCUGGUUCUGAGGCCCACCACUCUCCUGCAGCGCACACUCUCUGACAUCCUGUUCAAGUUCAACAAGGAUGAGUUCAAGAUGAAGGUGCCGGUGAUCAUGCUGAGCUCAAUCACUGAGCUGCACUCCUACAUCGACCGCUCCCAGCUGACCCAGGAACUCGGAGGAACACAGGAGUACUGCCAUGAGAAGUGGAUCUCUCACCGCACUGCUAUUGAAGGCUUUGCACUGAUGGUAAAGAAAACGGCACAGACUCUGCAGUCGUUUGGAACUGAACUGGCUGAAACUGAACUCCCCAAUGAGAUCCAGGCCACAAACGUCCUGCUGAGCACACACACCACUAAGAAGGACAAAAUGAAGGAGAAUCUGCUGGUGGCUUUAGGUCAGGGCAGCCGGCUGCUGGAAAGCAUCAAUGAACCUGUGGUGCGAGACCCCGACCACAACAUGAACCAGGAUGAACUGGAGAACCUGGCUACUGUGCAAAGACUGCUCUCUCAGCUGGACGAGACAGAAAGGGCUUUCGAUGAGUUCUGGGUGAGGCAUCACACCAAACUGCAGCAGUGUCUCAAACUGCGCCACUUUGAGCACAACUACAGAGAGGUGAGGGCUCUGCUGGAUCAGGUGUCUGAGAAACUCGCAACCUUCUCUGAGGUGGGGAUCAGCCCGGCCCACGCUGACCAUAUCUUCUGUGAACUCACCACCUAUGAGGAGAGAGUCUGUGAGGUGCUGGACAGAUCUUCAUCACUGGCUCGUGAAGGUGAUGAACUGAUCCAGAACUCCCACUAUGCUGAAGACUCCAUUCAGCCCAAAUGCACAGAGCUCAGAUCAGUCAGUGAGAAUGUGAGCAGCAACCUGAGGGCCAAGAAAGACCACCUCCUCAAAGCCAUGGAGCUGCACCACUGUUUGGAGAGGGCUUCUAAAUGGGUUGAUGAUGGUAUUUACCUGCUGGCAUCUCAGCCGGUGGACAAGUGUCAGUCACACGAGGGGGCGGAGUUAGCCCUGAAGGAGCUGGAGCGCUACCUGGAAAACGCAGGCCAGAACCAACUGACAGACCUCAGUACCAUCUGGAGGGAAUAUGAGGCAGUGCUCAACCAGCAGUUCAGGGACCAAGUGGAGAAGGUUUUCCAAAAGCAGGUGUCCAUGCAGGAGAUGUUUGACAAGAGGAGGAUCAGCCUGAAGAAGCUCGCAGCCAAACAGACCAGGCCGGUGCAGCCGGUGGCCCCCAGACCUGAAGCCUUCAUCAAAUCCCCCCUCAGCUCACCUGCACACAGAGCACAGCACGACAGAAAGAGCUCCGAGACAGACUCUGGGAACAACUGUGAGAAAGAAAAUGGCCAACUGCAGAACGGUGACAGUAACAGCAGACAUGCCUCCCUGUCAGAGGAGGAGGAGAACCUGGCGGUGCUCAGGAGGCACGUUAUGAACGAGCUGCUGGAAACUGAGAGAGCCUACGUGGAGGAGCUGCUCUGUGUAUUACAGGGAUAUGCCUCUGAGAUGGACAAUGCAGCCAUGGCUCACCUCAUCCCCGCUCCUUUGCAGAACAAAAAGGAGGUUCUGUUUGGCAACAUGCCGGAAAUCUACCACUUCCACAAGAGGACGUUCCUGAGGGAGCUGGAGCAGUACACCGACUGCCCAGAGCUGGUUGGAAGGUGUUUCCUAGAGAGGAUGACAGACCUGCAGAUCUAUGAGAAGUACUGUCACAACAAGCCUCGCUCUGAGAGCCUGUGGAGGCAGUGCUCAGACUGUGCCUUCUUCCAGGAGUGUCAGAAGAAGCUGGAGCAUAAACUGGGCUUAGAUUCCUACCUGCUGAAGCCUGUUCAGAGGAUUACCAAAUAUCAGCUGCUACUGAAGGAAAUGCUGAAGUACAGCAAGAGCUGUGAGGGGGCCGCUGACCUGCAGGAGGCACUUACCGCCAUCUUGGGCAUCCUCAAGGCUGUCAAUGACUCCAUGCACCUCAUCGCCAUCACAGGAUAUGAGGGUAACAUGAGUGAGCUUGGUAAGCUGCUGAUGCAGGGGUCAUUCAGCGUGUGGACGGAGCACAAGAAAGGUCACGCCAAGGUGAAGGACCUGGCCCGUUUUAAACCCAUGCAAAGGCACCUCUUCCUCCAUGAGAAGGCUCUGCUGUUCUGCAAGAGGAGGGAGGAGAACGGGGAAGGCUACGAGAAGGCUCCAUCGUACAGCUUCAAACAAUCUCUGAGUAUGAGCGCUGUGGGCAUUACUGAGAAUGCAAAGGGAGACAACAAGAAGUUUGAAAUCUGGUGCAACUCCAGGGAAGAGGUCUAUAUUGUUCAGGCGCCCUCGGCUGAAGUAAAGACCACUUGGGUAAAUGAGAUCAGGAAGGUGUUGACAACCCAGCUGGAAGCCUGCAGAGGUACAAAGACCAGCCAGCAGAGGGCACCAGACCAGGUUUUCCAGUUCUCCCCUGUGCCCAGUGGGACCGUAAAUCUCAGUCCGUUCAAGUCGGGUCAGAAGACCUUGAAGAAGGGAGAGGAGAAGAAAGCUGAGCCCUGCAGCCCUGAUGCUAACUCCUCUUCUUCACCAAAGCCCACGGGAAAAGAUGAGGCUGUGACAAGCCCUACCUCAGACAGAGCUGCUGUGGCAAAAAAGCGCUUUACUUUACAGGGCUUCAGUAACCUCAAAGCUCAGAAAGGAUCUCCCACGAGCCCUGAUCACAAGACGAAACGCCAGAGUGACCCCACGCCAUUUGGCUUCAAAGAUGCAGGUCCUCCCCCGCUCCAACUGAGCAGGGCCAGGUGGUUCAGCACCUCUAAUCUCUUACAGACAAAGUGGAGAGGCUGGAACAAGACCUCCCUGUCCUUGGAUGCCUCAGAGGAGCACGAUGGCUACUCCAGUGCUGAGGAUCCUCUUAACUCUGACCCAGAGGACGACAACGGCAAGAAGCUGUCUGCUGGCAAAUAUACAGUGAUGGCUGACUAUGAGAAAGGCGGCGCCCAAGACUUCUCAGUGAAGAGCGGAGACAUGGUGCAGCUCGUGAAGGAGGGGGAUGAUGGACAGUGGUUUGUGCGUAACCUGAGCAGUUCUAAGGAGGGCUGGAUUGCAGCUGCUAAUCUCAUCACACUCAUUGGGAAGUCCAAGUCUUGCCAGUCUCUCACCAGCUCAGAAGGCAGCGGCUCUGGAAACCUCAGCACAUCGUCCAGCUGCAGUGAGACCUACACAAGCUUCUCCGACAUCAAGCCCUGAACUCAGCACUUCCUCCAUCACCAAACUGCCCUCGCGAAUGCUAGCAUCGUGUGGCUAUCUGUCCUGUAAUGCCAACAGUGGUACUCUUGAAAAUUUCAACAGGUUUCCACAGAGAGCUGUUUUUCUUUUUUUUUAGACCAUGCACAGUCACCUAUAAUUUAAGUCAUAAUCUCAAAGAUUUUCAUUUUAAUAAAUGUCUGUUAAGUCACUGUCUAUCACGGAAUGAGGUAACACAAUGGUGAUUGAGCCUAAGAAAGCCUUUGCAUUUGCAGUUUCACACACUGGGUGUCGAAGGCAACGUUCCUGCAAAAAAAAUCACAAGCGCACAGUCACUAGUAGUCUGCUCUCACGCACACAUGGUCUAUGUAGUGGUAACCCUUUCAUCUUGCCGGCUGCAGGGUCAUAAAGUGAGCUGAUAUAAAUGUUCUUAUAGCCGAUCUGCACCACCCAACUCGCAAAAAUAUGCAUUAAUCAACCACCUGAACCUGACCUGCAAACCACCAACUUUAUGCAUUAUAGUAGCACAAUUGUCAGGACUGAGGCCUGAGACAGGAAUGAGCACUGUGGAGACAUGACGAGAAGGUGGAACGUGGACUGUUGCACGCAAUGUUUUUGUAAGUUAUUAAUAACUUACUGGAAACGCUGCUUUAUCACUUUUUGAUCUGCUUGCCAGAACUUGUGAAACUGUCUAUCAAGCUCACCCAAACACUCCCAAAGUGCUUGUUGUGGGCUAACCUGCACAUCACUAUUAGCCUGGUUUCAAGCCUCAAGGCCUUUGCACACCGAGUCUCUAUUUUUCGUAUGUUUUUUUAAUCCGUCAUCUGACAAAAAUUGUAAGGCACAGAAACUUUGCACACUUACUUAGAUGCAUUUUAUCGUUCUAUUCCUGCAAAAAACUGCAGUAUGAAACAAAACAAAAUGUAAAGACACAUUUGUCCCCUUGCUUCUCUCCACUGGAAGUACCUCCCUGGUUGUUGCUACUCUGGCCCCGUCUUGCAUUUGGCACAGCGGCUACCCGAGUUACAAAAAUGAUACUGUGCGACUAUUAAAUCGCACUCUACUGUAAGCAACAUCAUUGCUCUUGUGCAUAUUGUGAAUAGGCUAAUGUUAGCUCCUCUUUAUCAUGGCAAAUUUCAAGAAGGACAUAGCGUCCAUACCCAAUGAUGGCAGUGUCGGAAGCCAAAAUCAGGCCAGCUGAUUUGGCCCAAUUCUGGGGCAUCAUUCAGUCUCAGCUGAGUCAGGCAAUCGGAUGUGGCCUGGCUAAUUUCAUCCGGUAUGCCGAGUUUGGGCCGAUGCCUUGGCCAGGUGAUUUCUGAUAGCGGCCCAGUGAUGUCAGUGUCGGCAGCCAGAAUCGGGCCAGCUGAUUUGGCGUGUUUCUUGGCUGUCAUUCAUGCCAAGUCUAAGCCGGGUCAGGCAACUGGAUUGGCCCAGCUAAUGUCAACUGGAAUGCAGAGUUUGGUGUGACACGGUCGGCAGCCGGAAUCUGGCCAGCCAAUUUGGCCCGAUAAAUGUGUGUGGCCGGCUGAUUUGUCCCGAUUCUGAGACGUCACUUAUACUGAGUCUCAGCCGAGUCAGGCAUCCGGAUGCAGCCCAGCUAAUUUCAUUUGGCAUACUGAGUUUUGGCCUAUGAUGGACCAGGUCAUUUCUGAUAACGGGCCAGUGAUGGCAGUGUCGGUAGCCAGAAUUAGGCCUGCUCAUUUGGCCUAAUUCUGAGGCAUCAUUCAUGCAGAGUCUAAGCCGAGUCGGGCGACCGGAUGCAGCCCGGCUAAUGUCAUCCGGCAUUCCGAGUUUGGGUCUACGCUGGGCCAGGUAAUUUCUAGAAACGCCCCAGUAAUGGCGGUCUCUGUAUGAAUGAUGCCCCAGAAUCGGGCCAAAUCAGAGUCUCAGCUGAGUCAAGCGACCGAAUGUGGCCUGGCUUAUUUCAUCUGGCAUGCCAGGUUUGGGCCGAUUCUGGGCCAGGUCAUUUUGGCUACCAGGAUAUAGUUCCUCUUAUUUUUUUUGUUGGCCCCGUGUCUACUUCUGCUCUGUUCAUCUCUCGUGUUGCAGAUUUUUAUGUGUCCCGCAGGUUAUGCCACAUUGUCUUGACUGUUUUUUGGUCAAAGAACGCUUUAAAGGCUUUUAACAGAUGUGAAAAUCACAGAAAAAUGAACCUGCUCCGAAAACUUUAAUAACUGAGUCAGUGUGUAAAAAUGAUUGAUGCAACAUGGUGUAUUUAUUUUUAAAUGUGCGUCAAUAUUGCACAAAAAUACAGACUUGGUUUGCAAAGGCCGGAGUCUGCCAACACAACUGCAAUUACUGCUUAUUGCCGUAGGUGCCACCAAAGAGAAUUAAACGGAGAUCUUCGAGAUUGUCACUUUAAGGUAAUAUGUUAUACAUGCGCACAUGUUAUAGACUUGACUGUGGUGCAGUUGUGUGGUGAAGAUACUGAAUAAUGGAUAAAGACAUCACAGACACAGUAUAGUAAAGUGAUCUUCCUCUAGUCACACACUCGUCUGUAUAAUUUCUUUUUUAAUGAAGGACAGAGGAUCCCUGUGUUUAUAUUGUAAUAGAUGUAUGAAUGGGCCAGCAGGACUGAUCUCAGUUGAUGCAUCUAUUUGUGUUCACGUUAAAAGUGGAGGGAGAUUAGAGCUCGUAUGUAGAUGACAGUUGUCUUUGUGUUCAUCUGCACUAAUUCACCCAGGCACGAGUUUAUAAUUCCACUGUUACUGUAAAUAAACGGAGGGAGAGAUAAAUGUGUGCGGCUUGUUUAGUGUGAAUGAAUGUUUCAUAGUCUAAUCACCUCCGUCCUCUGCUCUCCCUUUUACAUGUGUUUAUUUAUUUGUAAGAAACGAAAGAGCCCACAAACGUUUAGUCACUUUAAUUUACCGUCUUCCUUUCUGUCAUUUGUCUCUCUGUCGUCAUUAGAAACCUGUUCUGCCACCAGCUGCCCAGACUUUGUGUAUGAGCUUUUUGUCUUGUGGGGUCUCUGACGGCCUCUUGGUCUAACUCUGUGAGUUCUCACGUACGCUACAGUUUAAAAAAUGUUCCUCCAUGUGAAUAAUCAGAGAUCACUGUAUAGCGCUAACUUAUUCCCCCGUGGAGGGAUCAUGUUCUGAAUGUAGAUAUUGUUCAUUAAUAUCUGUCCGUCCUGAAAUGUUUGUUAUCUGAGAUGCUAUAUUGUACAUUAAGUAUGGUGACGUCACUACUUUGUGACUUGUCUAAUUUUUUUUUACAUAAACGACUUGUGAUAAUUCAGUCGCUGUCUCUUCUUUUGUCCUGAUGAAGACUUAGCCGUGAUGAAGGAUUCAUUCCUGAUCGCACAACGAGGUACUCUUAUGUCUUGCACUGGGGUCUUGCACAAGUAUCAUACGUGGGUAAAAAUUUGGAAUACUUGCACUUAAUAAGUUUAUUCUUUUCCUGACACUUUCUGCUUUUACGUCACUACAUUUCAGAGGGAAACAUACUUUUUACUUCACUUAUUUGAUGAUAGAUUAGAGAUUUUUGCAUAUCAAAUACAUGA
Molecule: messenger RNA, 7741 nt
Organism: Epinephelus fuscoguttatus (brown-marbled grouper)
Lineage: Eukaryota; Metazoa; Chordata; Actinopteri; Perciformes; Serranidae
Gene: mcf2lb
Product: mcf.2 cell line derived transforming sequence-like b
Exons: 33
Coding region: 214-4242 (1342 amino acids)
Biological process (GO): positive regulation of Rho protein signal transduction; intracellular signal transduction
Cellular component (GO): cytoplasm; extrinsic component of membrane
Molecular function (GO): protein binding; guanyl-nucleotide exchange factor activity
Source: RefSeq, a predicted model, not a curated record